Molecule: messenger RNA, 1644 nt
Organism: Phragmites australis (common reed)
Lineage: Eukaryota; Viridiplantae; Streptophyta; Magnoliopsida; Poales; Poaceae
Product: probable allantoate deiminase
Exons: 12
Coding region: 83-1549 (488 amino acids)
Molecular function (GO): hydrolase activity, acting on carbon-nitrogen (but not peptide) bonds, in linear amidines
Source: RefSeq, a predicted model, not a curated record
CGUCGGCCACACCCCCUGUGGGAAGGGAGGAGCCACCACCCACAGCGGCCACACGCACUCGCAGACAAGCUGCGGCUGGCUCAUGGCUCCUUCCUCCUCCGCCCCCUCCUGCCCCAGGCGCCACCACCACCCAUCUCUCCUCCUGAUCCUCUCCCUCUCCGUCCUCUUCAUAUCGCUCCCAAUCUUGGGUGAUGGACUGGAGCUGGGAGGAGACGGCCUGUACAGGGAGAUUCUGAGGGACGGGACCGUGCAGCGGCUCAAGGAACUGGGCAAGAUAUCUGAUGGGGAAGGUUAUCUCGAAAGGACUUUCUUGAGUCCGGCUUCCAUCAGAGCUAUUGCUGUCAUCAUCAGCUGGAUGAAAGAUGCCGGACUCACGACGUGGGUUGAUCAAAUGGGAAAUGUUCACGGUCGAUUCGAACCGGCUAAUUCUACCAAAGAGGCCUUAUUGAUUGGAUCUCAUAUGGACACUGUCAUUGAUGCUGGCAUGUAUGACGGGUCUUUGGGUAUUAUUUGCGCAAUCUCUGCUUUGAAGGUUUUGAAAGUUACUGCGAAGCUGCAGAGGCUAACUAGACCAGUGGAAGUUAUUGCAUUCAGCGAUGAGGAGGGUGUUAGAUUCCAAACAACUUUUCUGGGAAGCGCUGCUGUAGCUGGUACACUACCUGAAUCAAUUUUACAAGUAUCUGACAAGAGUGGCACUGCAGUGCAAGAUGUUCUGAAGUUGAACUCUUUUGAGGCUACUGCUGCUGCUCUUAGUCAAGCCAGGUACAACCCGGAGUCUGUGGGGAGUUAUGUUGAGGUCCACAUGGAACAAGGGCCUGUUCUGGAAGCCCUCCGUUAUCCGCUUGGUGUCGUAAAGGGAAUUGCAGGACAGACGCGAUUAAAGGUAAUAAUAGAUGGUUCACAAGGGCAUGCUGGCACAGUUCCAAUGAAAUUGCGCCGUGAUCCGAUAGUUGCAGCUGCAGAGCUUGUUGUGACUCUGGAGAGGCUCUGCAAAGAGCCCAAUAAGUUCCUGACCUACGACGAGGAAUGUGGCUGUUUCACAGAGGAGUCCCUCGCCGGGCUAGUGUGCACCGUCGGCGAACUGCUGACUUGGCCUAGUGCGAGCAACGUUAUACCGGGCCAGGUCAACUUCACGGUGGACAUCCGCGCUAUGGACGACAAAGUGAGGGAGACGAUCGUUACCAGCUUCUCGAGGCUCGUUCUCCAGAAAUGCGACGACAGACUGGUCGAUUGCACCGUCGAGCACAAGCACUCGGCACCGGCGACACACUGCGACCCGGAGCUGACCUCCCAGCUGAAGCGUGCGGCGCGGUCGACAGUGUCUGCGAUGACGGGGCGCUUGGCUGCUGGCGAGACGCCGGUGCUGAUGAGCGGCGCUGGGCACGACGCGAUGGCGAUGGCCAGGCUCACCAAGAUCGGGAUGCUGUUCGUGCGGUGUCGCGGGGGCGUCAGCCACUCGCCGGAGGAGUCGGUGAUGGACGACGACGUCUGGGCCGCAGGGCUUGCGCUGGUCAACUUCAUUGACCAGAAUGCAGUAGCAGAACUGUGAGGAUGACGACGAUGAUUCUUUGGUAGGCCUGUAGCCUGCAACUGUACAUAGACUGUUGUUCGACUGGGCAGAAAUAAAACACUUCUCUUCGUUGA